Molecule: messenger RNA, 2677 nt
Organism: Galendromus occidentalis (western predatory mite)
Lineage: Eukaryota; Metazoa; Arthropoda; Arachnida; Mesostigmata; Phytoseiidae
Gene: ClC-c
Product: chloride channel protein 3
Exons: 14
Biological process (GO): chloride transport; transmembrane transport
Cellular component (GO): plasma membrane; Golgi apparatus; synaptic vesicle
Molecular function (GO): voltage-gated chloride channel activity
Source: RefSeq, a predicted model, not a curated record
CUCCAAGGCACUGGUCAGUAUGAUGAUUUUCACACGAUAGAUUGGCAGCGCGAUAUAGCGAGGGACCGGAAUCGUCAUAGAAAUCUAACGAAGAAGAAAAGUGACUCAAUAUGGGCUUUCGUGUCGGGCAUCCACGACGCAUGGUCUGGAUGGUUGUGUGUUCUCUGCGUCGGUGUCGCCGCCGGAACGAUAGCCGCUGUCAUCGAUAUAGGCGCGGCUUGGAUGAAAGACCUCAGAGAAGGUAUCUGUCCACAAGCUUUCUGGCUCAAUCGAGAACAUUGUUGUUGGGCCUCAAACGAAACGGCAUUCGAAGGCGCGUCGUGUCGGCAGUGGUUCGAAUGGCCGGAGGUUUUCAGCCCGAGUCCGAACUCGGAAGGCUGGGGCUUCUAUGUGAUCUCAUAUUUCUUCUACGUACUGUGGAGCCUCUUGUUCGCCUCGAUCGCUGCGAUGCUGGUACAUACUUUCGCGCCCUACGCCUGUGGGUCCGGUAUUCCAGAAAUCAAAACAAUCCUAUCGGGUUUCAUAAUCCGAGGCUACCUCGGAAAAUGGACUCUCAUAGUGAAAUCGGUCGGCUUGGUGCUCGCCGUAUCGGCCGGGUUGUCUCUCGGCAAGGAGGGACCAUUGGUCCAUGUCGCCUGCUGCAUUGGAAAUAUUCUGGCGUACGUCUUCCCCAAAUACGGACGAAAUGAGGCAAAAAAGAGAGAAAUACUAUCCGCCGCUGCCGCUGCGGGGGUAUCUGUGGCCUUCGGAGCUCCGAUCGGGGGAGUGCUGUUCUCGUUAGAAGAGGUAUCCUACUACUUCCCCCUGAAAACUCUUUGGAGAUCUUUCUUCUGCGCCCUCGUUGCCGCUUCAGUUCUGCGGAGCAUCAAUCCCUUCGGGAACGAUCAUCUUGUCAUGUUCUACGUUAAGUAUACAACGCCGUGGUCCUUCUUCGAGUUGGUGCCAUUUUUGUUCCUGGGUGUCAUGGGAGGGGUGUUGGCGACGAUUUUCGUCAAGUGCAAUCUUCGUUGGUGCCGCUUCCGUAAGACUUCCCAGCUAGGAAAGUAUCCUAUUGUCGAGGUUGUAUGCGUCUCCCUCAUAACGGCCGUGCUGAGCUUUCCGAACGAGUUCACUCGCAUGAAUACAUCGGAUCUGAUUAAGAUCCUCUUCUCUCAGUGCGGUAUCGGAGACGUUACGAAUCUAUGCGAUUACAAGCGAAACUUCACGAAUGUUAAUCUGCCGAUCAAGAAUGCAGAGGCUGGUCCUGGAGUGUUCAAGUCGAUGUGGAAUCUCGGAUUCACGCUGAUUUUCAAGAUGUUGAUCACAAUUUUCACCUUCGGCAUCAAAGUCCCUGCGGGUAUUUUCAUACCAAGUUUGGCCCUAGGCGCAAUUACUGGCCGAAUCGUUGGCGUUGGGAUGGAACAACUCGUCUACCACAAUCCUCACUGGUGGAUUUUCGAAGGAAUGUGUUCUACCGGACAGCAGUGCAUUACACCAGGACUCUACGCCAUGGUUGGGGCUGCUGCCUGUCUCGGAGGAGUCACAAGAAUGACAGUCUCCCUGGUUGUGAUCAUGUUUGAGCUGACCGGUUCAGUGAAUUAUAUCGUUCCCUUGAUGACGUCCAUCAUGGCAGCUAAGUGGGUAGCGGACGCAAUCGGUAAAGAAGGCAUUUACGACGCUCAUAUCAAUUUGAACGGAUAUCCUUUCCUCGACGCCAAAGAGGAGUUCGAGCAUACAACGAUCGCCCAUGACGUCAUGCGGCCUCGAAGAGGCGAGGGAAGAUUGAUCUGUCUCACGCUGGAAGGGCAAACAGUGGGCGAAGUCGAGGAUAUGCUCCGUACUACGAGCCAUAACGGCUAUCCGCUCAUCGCAUCCGACGAUAACCCGUGUCUGGUCGGCUUUGUUCUGCGCCGUGAUCUCAACAUCGCGCUAUGUGGGUAUUUUUGACGUCAAGAGAAAACUUCCCGAGAUAUUUUCUCAUCCUCGAGAGUAUUGUUCGCGAGUACUUCCACGGUGGCUUGGAACGAAGGCCCGCCGCUGAAACUCUCGAGAAUCGUCGACUUGGCUCCUAUUACUGUAACCGACCACACUCCGAUGGAAACAGUUAUAGACAUGUUCCGAAAACUGGGUCUCCGACAGACGCUGGUCACCAAAAACGGGAAAAUUUUGGGCAUUAUCACCAAGAAAGAUGUUCUUCGUCACAUCAAACUCUUGGCCAACCAAGAUCCGGAAUCGGUUCUCUUCAAUUAAGGGCCCGAGGAACUUGCGAAGCGAGAUCGAGCAAGCGACAGCGUUGGCUACGCGCAAAGUGCGUCUGUGAUAACCGAAAACACGGAGAACUUCCUCUGAUCCUUGGCGCUCUACUUCCCCUUCCAUGACGAGGCCUUGAUCGGAGCGUGUUUCUGUCCGAUCAGGAGUCGUUGUCUAGAUCUUGAGCUAUCUUGAGCUCCUGUUAAUCUCCGCCUCGGAGGAUCUUCGAUCAUUGUCACGCGAUCAAGUUCUGGCUGAGCACCGGAAUUCUGCCCGAAGUUCCGACCUCAUACUAAACUGUUGACUCCGGAAAUCAUCUUCAGUUCAUCGAGUUUCGAUGGAAGGGAUAUAUACGAGAGGAGACUUUCGAAUCCCUCCUGAAUCAAGAGCUCGUUGCCUGUAGAGGGUGUUACCCUGAAAAUCAAAAUGUCACUGGAAAACUCCGGUA